Messenger RNA from Schistosoma haematobium, 1108 nucleotides. RefSeq lists its product as uncharacterized. Lineage: Eukaryota; Metazoa; Platyhelminthes; Trematoda; Strigeidida; Schistosomatidae. The coding region runs from base 676 to 1014 and encodes 112 amino acids. The record is from RefSeq and is a predicted model, not a curated record. The transcript is spliced from 3 exons.
UAUUUACCCUGUCUCCAAACCCUUAACGUUAAUAAUUUACCAAACACUAGCUGCGUAGUCUGCUAAUUCUAACUAAUUGUUUUUAUCGACGUGGCUGAAUCCUCAGGAUGUCUUGCAUAUAAGGUGUUCUUACAAGCCAAUAGUCCGAGGUAAUAAUUCAUAUUCAGCCAGGGAUCGGACAAAAAUUUCAAGAAUUUCUUUCGAACACAUAAACUAGGAUAUGAGUUCGGAUCCCCGUAAUUUCUGGCAUAUCCAAGAUACUGCAUCGAACCUCAUUGAGAAAUGACGAAGAUAUGCGAUAGAUCACUGAAAAUGACUUGGUUUUAUCUACUAUAUGACCAAUAUCAGUCAGGUGUGUCAAGAGAUAGCUGGGUAUUGUUUUCGUCUGGCCUUUUCAUUUAAUUCAUCACUUAUUUUGUAAGCAACAACAAUUACUUUCAGUUGCUCCAACCGAUUGGUUUAUCUGAAUAUACGAUGAUCAGUCAGCUUUGUUAACAAUGUUAAAAAUAGCAUAAACAUUUAUUUGUUCAUUCAUCCUCAUUUUAUUCAUACAGUGACAUGUUUGAUUCAUAUUAUCUAAUAAAUGAUCAAAUUUCACCAAAUUCAUAAUCAGAAACGAUAUAUGGUCAAUGAAUUUUUCUCUCAUCAGAUCUACAUAUAGAGAUAUACAACUGUAUGUUGACAAAAUUUCCUCUACUUAUCAUACCAGGUGGUUUGAACAAACCAGAUCCCAAAGGAGGAAGAGAUCUGGAAGAAGCUCUGGAAGUGGAUAGAACACACAUUGAAGAAAGCACCCGACUGCGCCACAAGGCAAGCCCUCAUAUGGAAUCCUCAAGGCCAAAGGAAAAGAGGAUCACCAAAGAACACAUUACACCAAGAAAUGAGAAAAAUGAUGACAAACAUGCGAAGAAUGAACAACAAUCGGAUAGAAUUAAUAAUAAGGUCCAGGACGGAGUGGAUUGGAGAAUGAUGGUCGGCGGCCUAUGCUCCACUGGGAGUAACAGGCGUAAGUAAUCAUACCAGAUGUCUCAUAAGCACUAUAACAAGUUCCACUUUCAGCAUUUUUAACAUGAUUAGAAAGUUUAUUUUAACAUACAGUUAACCGGAG